AUGACAGCCAGCUCCGAAUGUCGCGUCGUUCGACGAAACGGUCCCGGAACGAAGCGAUCUGUAAGCCGAAACAGAAAGUUCAGCGUUUCGACGGAAUGUUUGAUUUCAGGAGUGGAAUGCCUGGCCGCCGAUGGCUUUCGAAGAAAUGGACAGCGCUCUUAACAUUCAGCAAUACAUUCAGCAGCUGAUAAAAACUAAUCCGGCCGAUGUGGAGGCCAUUUUGACACCGCCACUCGGUACGAUUCCGAAAUUCUGUGGAACCUCUCAAAUCAGCUAGUUUUUUGCAGAUCAAGACGAAGGAGUAUGGAAAUACGAGCAUCUUCGCCAAUUUUGCAUCGAACUCAACGGAUUGGCUCUUUUGCUUCAGGUUUCAUCGAUUUCAUCUCAGUUCUAGCAAAUUUUAAAAUUUUUUCAGCGAGAAUGUGUUCCGGAGACUUGCCAACAGAUGACCGCCACCGAGCAAUGGAUAUUCCUCUGCGCUGCUCACAAAAACCCCAAUGAGGUGGGAAAAUUCAAAAUUUGUUUCUAAACACGUGUUUUUCUUUAGUGCCCGGCGAUCGACUACACGCGUCACACGCUGGACGGCGCGGCCACGCUGCUCAACUCUAAUAAAUAUUUCCCCAGCCGUGUUAAUAUCAAGGAGAUCUCUAUUUCGAAGCUCGGAUCGGUGGCCCGUCGCGUUUACCGCAUCUUUUCGCACGCUUUCUUCCAUCACCGCAAACUGUUCGACGAGUUCGAGAGCGAGACUCAUCUCUGCAAGCGGUAAGAAUUAGAUAUCUUCUGAAACUAGUAAAAUUGGAUGUUCAGGUUCACGACGUACGUCUCCAAGUACAAUCUGAUGCAGCAGGAGCACCUGAUCGUCCCGAUCUUGCCCAACCAACAGACGGCUCAAUAA
Molecule: messenger RNA, 895 nt
Organism: Caenorhabditis sp. 36 PRJEB53466
Lineage: Eukaryota; Metazoa; Nematoda; Chromadorea; Rhabditida; Rhabditidae
Source: the annotation of a GenBank genome assembly